UCUGUUUCCUGAUCGAUUGGCAGGAUCAUGUGAUGGCACACUCAUUUACGCACUCUUACCCCAGUGCUCUCCAUGAAACUCACCUUUAAGUGAAGGACUUUUCAUGACCUGCUAUCAGCUCAUAAGCACAAAAUGUCUGAAACGCGUUCAGGCACAAAUUGCGAUGAUCAAAACCCCUGUGAUAUGGUAGAGCUAAACUUGAUCACUCAACUGAGAAGUGCAGCUACGAAAACCGAAGGAGAUGUAGGAACACUUUUGUCGGGUGAUAUGGUUGAGUGCUUGUUACGUGACGAAACUCCUCUGAAGACCAGCAACGUCAACGAUAUUCUUUCAGCACUGGACAAGAAUGCCUCCCAGAUCAUCCAAUCAUUAGAUGCGACAUCACUACAAUGUCUGGCAUAUCUAUUGCUCAAUUCGGGAACUCAGGCUGGCCAGGAGCGAGGGCUUUAUCUUCUGCUGGAUGGGCCUCGAUCAUGCGCCAAAGAUGAAUCGGCAGCUGUAUUACCGACAGAUUACUCGCGCUUGAUACAGGAACGCUUAUUGAACGUAUUGUAUCGCAUAUUUAUCGAUGGACACCGGAACGAUGAGCUUAGGAGACUGACUGGAAAAUUACUCGCAGAGCUAAUGCUCGGACCAGGGGAGGAAGGUGCUCUGUUAUUGAAAUCACAGGAUAUCUUACAGUCCAUAGAAGACCUUCCCGAGCUGCGUAAGGCACUCAUUAAGGCUGGCGGAGAGAUCAAAAUGAGCGCUUCAACAAUAAAAUCUAAAUCCCAAAGAUCCUCAUCGGCCGUGGUGUCUCUGGACACGGCAGAGGUGGUAGUAAGGAAGUCUAAGCGCCUUUCUGAGGCGAGGGCCCGAAAGGAGGCAGAUACUGUUAAGCAUACAUUGCCACCAAGUAUGUCACCAAGUAUGUCACCAGCUUCAGGCACGCAUUUCCUAGCAGCUACGGUAUCAAACACUGUCAGUUCUGAUGGCUCUCAGAAAGGAAAUGGAGAACAUGAGCCUAUUGGCGGAGGUGAUGGAUGCUUGUUAAAUGUUACCGACAAGGACAUGAAUAAUCCACAACUGGACAGUCUCUUCCAGAACAAAGAGCAUAAACCUAACAGAGUAUACGACAAUUCAAUGGCAUCGGAAAAAGGCUCUGAUCAGGAUGGUGGGGCUCAUACUAUCUCGCAAGCCAAGAGGUCUACUGAGCCACAGCAAUUUCGUUCCAACGAAACAGCUGCAACUGCAAAUCAAAAUAGACAACUAAUGAGCAGACGUAAUCGAAGCACCUUGUCACUUAACAAAAGAAAUAAGCCCCAGUUGUCUAAUACGCAGGAAUCGUUGAUUUUCCAUCCUCAGAGAGCCUAUAGAAGGGUAUAUGCCGCCCAUCGUAAGGCAGCUGUCGACUGGGAUGAAGACCUGCGUCCGAGCGGCGAGUCUGAACUUAACAGGGGAAAUGAAUUCGGCGAGGCAAGCUCCUUUACCGGGAAUCGCCGGAGGCCACUAGUACAAAGCAUUAGCAGCGGGGGUGAUCAUGAGGAUGAUGCACGCCCUUAUGUCACAGAUGCUAAUGCUUCUGGGCCAUCAAAAGCUCCCCCCAAACCUCGGUUGCUAGGGGCAAAGCAUAUAGGGAGAGGCCAAGGUAUUGGAGAAAAACUCGCUGCAGCUUUCCAACUAGAGGAGGUAUCAUCACAAUGUAAACGAUAUCAUAAUCAGGAAAACGAUGCACCUCCUGAUCAUAAGAGUCAGAGCAACCCUGAAACAACGGCAUCACCGGCCCCAUCAAUUGAAAAACUUGCUCGAGAAGAUCUAUUUGAUAAACUGUAUCUAUUAGGGAAUUCUGAGGACGAAGAUGGUGACUAUGCGCUCUCACGAAGCUCAGAUACGGAUAGGUUACUGGACCUUUGUAUAGGCCAGAAACGCCCGGACGAAGUACGAGAAACAAGGCAAAACAACUGUCAGGGAGUCUUAGGAGAUACCGAGAUGAUAUCGGCUAGCAUAGAAACAGUAGCUACUGAGCUGUUGGGUGACGGGCGAUGGGAAACAGAAACAGCAGCAGAUGGGUCCAUGUCUCCUACCAACUCGACACAAGGCCGACAUGCUCAACCAUGUCACGGAGAUACCCCGAUUAUCCGAUCUGACCACAGCAGUUCAAUUAGCACUAGUAAGGCGGCUAAUAAUAGGCCGUGCAGUGGAAGCGACCAGCCCGAUCCCGGUCCUGAGAGCUCUUGUGUAAUAAGAGCAGCUAUAUUAGAACAUGGUGGCCCAGUUUCCGCCAAAUCUCUUCUGCGCCACGAUAGCCAACAGGCGCAAGAGCACACCGCGGAGCAUCAAAGGACAACGCCAAGAAAGAGCAUUGUCGAUCCAAAUGGAAGCCCACGACAUGUUUUGCAUACGGAGCAUAAACUUAUGAUUUCUGAUGGUACGGUACAUUGCAAAGGCCAAUCUGGACAGCUUACACAGGAUGAAAAGCAAAGUCCAGCUGGAAGCAUUGAUGAUGAGUCUGGCUAUGAUGGAGGUAUCGAAGAGAGUUUCGUUGAAGUGUCCGAUGCUAGAGAUACGCUGGUUCCCACUGCGUGUGGUCAGAGCUCUGGCGUGCGUAUAGAAAAUCCGUUUGCACAAGGACCCAGUUUACCAAGGGGCUGUGAAGGCCAGACAAGAAGCGUGCGCCGAGAUCAUUUUAGAGCAGUCUCAGCCCUCCAUAGGCAACACAGGCGAAUCGAUAUUGCGGACCAGGGUCCAUACCAAUCUCCGUCGCAAGGAGAGCUGGCCUCUAUCGAUUCCUCCCAGAAUACAGCAAUAACAUCAAGCACUCAUGGCAAAAACUUCAAACAGACCAAAGGGGUUACAACACUACAGACACUUCAAAGGUAUACGCAGGGCAUGUUACUUGAAUCUCGUAAGAGACUGAGAAGCAAACAGUCAAUGGUGUCUUGGAAACAUAUCGCCGACAGUGCCACGGCGUGCUCGAUCAACUUUUCGAAGCACAAGAAGAACGAAUAAACCUAUGUAAGCAGCAGAUGGACGUAAUCAGAGACCACCAUACAAACGUCUGUCAAGAGAUAAUUCAACGCUUGGAAGAGACCGAGCGGUAUGCUCGGAAGAGGGCAAACUCACUCCUAAGCUCAGAAGAAAGGAAAGGGAAAAAGCACAAAAGCGCUUGAAGCUGGCUGUCUUCUCAUGGUCUGCAGGAUGUCAAUUACACUCCGAAGACCUUGUUACUGCUCGCUAGAUUGGCUAUUUUAUCAUUAUAUUGGAAAGAGAACGGUGUAGAUCAUUGAUAACCUCAAUUCAUGCUAGCCCUUAUUGCUACCUGAACAAAG
This is a messenger RNA of Aspergillus caelatus, 3308 nucleotides long. RefSeq lists its product as uncharacterized. The record is from RefSeq and is a predicted model, not a curated record. Bases 133 to 2988 code for a protein of 951 amino acids. The transcript is spliced from 5 exons. NCBI's taxonomy places the organism in Eukaryota, Fungi, Ascomycota, Eurotiomycetes, Eurotiales, Aspergillaceae.